CACCGAAACCUCUCUCCUCCUCCUUCGCCUUGAGUCUUGCAAUCUAUCCUCCCUUCAGAAGUCACCUUGCCGCGCUGCAGUCGGGUAUAUAAGGGUGGCUGUCGGCGACCAGAGAGCAUCUUCUUCUGAUCCUCACACCGACAACAUGAAGCUCGCCGUGUUCGCUUGCCUGCUGGCCCUGGCUGCUGCCGCCCCCCGCCCUGAACAGGACGCCACAGUGGUCCUCGACGAGCGCACUGACAACGGCGACGGCACCUUCACCUACCGCCUGGAGACCAGCAACGGCAUCGCUGAGGAGAGGACCGGCGUGGUUGGCGCCGAGGGCCAGAGCAACAUGCAGGGAUCCUACAGCUUCACCCUCCCUGACGGCACCACCGCUGUUGUUACCUUCAUCGCUGACGAGCUUGGCUACCGCCCCGAGUCCCCACUCCUGCCCACCCCCCAUCCCCUCCCCGCUCACGCCCAGGAACAGAUCCGCAUCGCCGAGGAGCAGCGCGCCCAGGGCAUCACCUUCGAGAGGAAAUAAGCUGAACACAACCCGAACCACGAACUUGUUUUUCCCUUCAGCCCGCUCUACUCGGGCAGCCUCACUCUUAAUCUUUUACAUGCAUUAUAUUUUUAUCAAUAAAAUUUCAAGCACAUGA
Scylla paramamosain (green mud crab) is the source of this 644-nucleotide messenger RNA. Its product is annotated as cuticle protein AM1159-like. Lineage: Eukaryota; Metazoa; Arthropoda; Malacostraca; Decapoda; Portunidae. The transcript has 3 exons. The record is from RefSeq and is a predicted model, not a curated record. The coding region runs from base 146 to 526 and encodes 126 amino acids. Gene Ontology annotation, cellular component: chitin-based extracellular matrix. Gene Ontology annotation, molecular function: structural constituent of chitin-based larval cuticle.